ACAGUUCUUAUGUAAUUAGCAUAAUUCCCACAUGAUUUUACGACUCAUGGAAAGUAGCAUUAUUACUCACCCACGGUAUCAAUACCUAUGGCGAAAGUACACGUACUAAAAACUUUGGAGUUGUUGAGAAAUCGAGUCAAAGAGAUCUUUGUGAUAUAUGAUCAUGAAUUGAAAUCAUACCUAAACCUGUAUUUACAUAAUAGAAUAGUACUAAAGUGAAUGACAAAAGGGGUCAACCUAAUGCUAAAUAGAUUGUAAUAAGGUUGGCAUUCAUAAUACCUUGUGCCGAUUUAAAUGCCGCGUAUUUCUAAUCGAGUGACAUUUUUACGAGAGUGGAUCUCCCCCAUUUCCGCCAGAGAUUGACUCCACUUCCACUCUCCAGUCUCCAGGUCUUUUCGAGCAUUCGCAGCUGACAAAAUUGGGUCACCGGUAGAAGAAAUAUUUUAUGUUAAAUAAUACCACACUAAUUAGUAUCGCCAAUAUCAAAAGGUAUAUCAUAGUAUAUCUAUAUAUUGCCAUUUUUAUCCAAUUUAAUGUAACAUUGUUUCAUGCAUAUUAAGAUUUUUUUAUUUUUUUUAUUCAGAACACAUACAGUCAUACAGCCUCUAAACACUCUACUUUUCAUAUCAAAUACGAGGAAAUCAAAAAGACAAGGUAAAUUUGUAUAAUCAGUAAUUAAAGUAAUAGAAUGGUCAUGAUUUUUUCCUUAGGACUAACUUUCAGUCGGAGACCUAUCAAGUCUGGUCAUAUCAUAACCAAUAUAACGAAAAACAUUAAAUUGCUAUUUUGUUGUUUUCGAGUUUACUUAUUCCAUUUAUUUUGUAAGUAUCUAACAUUAUUUGGAAGCAAGUUACUAUUGGUUUAAGCUCGGUGACGAGAUAAUUUGUGGAAUUGAAUCAUCACAGCCGGAGGUAGGUGCAGCCUUGCUGGACUAUACAUGGUCUUGUGUAGGCGAAGUGGCUGCGUACAUGUUUUUAACAGUUUAAUCCUCCGCCACAUUGUAAAAAUAUAAGUUGGUACCCUAAACGUCUAAACUAUGAAAUUUUGAUUGAUAAACCGUUUACGUAAGCUUACCGCGUUACAUCAGGGAUCGGCAACAUUUUAGUCGUCAGUGAAAUUGUUCAUUACGUUUGGUUACCAACUACCUAUUAAAUGGUAACCCUGUUCGCGCGUUACCACAAAAUUAUAGGCUGGUAGCGCCGCUGAAGCGCGAAAUUGUGCAACGUAUUGAGCAUCGCGUUGAAAUUAUUGUUAGCAAUAAUGAAUACAAAUAUUUAGUAUUUGCAUAGCCAAGUUAUACCGCGUUACACAUGGCAAUACUAGCUUUUAUCUGCGACCUCAUCCGCUCAUAUAUUUUAAAUUAAUACUUUAUCAUACAAACUUUCGUCCAAUGCUUACUAGAAGAUCAAUAUAUAGUUCCUAUUUUGUAUGUUAUUAUGGGUUAAAAUAAAUGAGCUAAAUUUCAUUCAAACCUGUGUAUUUAUAAUUUCGCGUCAGAGAUUUUUUCUGUUAGAAUGUAGAUGUAAAUAUAUAUUAUUGAUGUUUUAAUUAUAAAUGUUUAUUUAUUUAGUCAGCAUCCAAAACUUCCAGAAGUAACAGACCAAACUACGCACCAAUAGUUACACUUUUUGAACGGUUUCUAAGGUGAUAGAGUUAUCCUGAAUUAAAUAAUCAGAAUAUAAUUUAUUGGGCUUUUAACAGAUAUUUUUUUCUUCAUUCUACUUAUGUUUUAUUGAACUAGAAUUUCUAAUUAAUACCUAUUAUGCAACUUGCAAUAUUUUUUUACAUAUAAAACAGCCGAUGUAUCUAAUACAUUAUUAAAACAGCUUGUUCAAUGAACAGAAAAGGAAAAUAGAACGAAAAAUGUAAACAUCAUUUAACCUGUCAACUCUAAACACUAAAACACGUCGCGUUACUAUAAUUAGCAUACACCAAACGCACCACGACGAAUCGCGCUCACUUUCUCUCGAGUCUGUUUCCACGCACCAAUUGUUGGGUACACCUGACUUUGCGUUUGCUGUACCUACUAGUUAUCGACAGUUGCGUAAAACUUGUACAAAGUAUUGUACAGUGGAAUUAAGAGUGCUUAAUGGUUAAUUGGCAUGCUUGGUGAAAUGCCGUUUAUUUACAUGAUCAUAAUAUAUGAUUCUAUUCAUGAAAGAGAAAACAGUGAAAUUGUUCAAAUAUGUAUUUCUUAAGCUCAUAUCCUUUUUUGUGACAUCAAUGGGUGACUGUUGCAUGCUGUUCUAAUAUUAUAGUUUGUUUUCUUUCUAGAUAGGUCUGUUCACACAAGUGCUUAAAAUGGCAAUCAAUUGGGUACCGUAAAACGGGGUGGCUUGAAAUUACAGUUUAUAAGCCAUAAUAUAUUUUUAUGCGAGAUUAACAUCAAUAGUAUAAUCUCCCUGAUCUAACUACUUACUUACACGACCAGUUUCAAUAAAUAAUGAAUAAUGGUAAUUAAAUGGCCAUUUAAAACUAUCAAAGUCACCCCAAAUUUUCCUAAAGUCAUCCUGUUACACCGGUAUUUCAAUUUUAUUUUUAACAUUUUAAUUGGCAAAAUACCUACCUAAUUCUAUCAAUGGAACAUUUAGUAGGUAAAACUUGAGUGAUAUUGUACUCGUGGAGCUAUUUGAUGUAGGGAGAAAACAUUAAAAAAGCCUAAUCAAUCUAACCGUGUAAGUCAUGAUUCCAGACACUGAAUGAGGUCGUAACAUUGAUUAAAAUAAAAUAAAUAAGUUUACUUUGAAGGGCAAUAAAUACUUCGUUUAUAACAUUGACAUUGAAUUUCCGAGAAAAAACAGUCAGUUGACAUGAAACUGAUAAAAAGUGUAAACAACCUUUCCGUAGUUAACGCUUCAACGGCUCAUACGUUUCUUGUAACAAUAUUAGAAGUAGUUUAUUAGUUUAGAUUAAAAUACAAUAAUGUAGAUGUAGUACCUACGGUACUAUCGAUGGUAGAUACAGUUUGAUUCUCGUCUCAUUGAAUCAUUGCUACUUACAUAAGUUACAUAUUAAAAAUAAGCAGUGUCAAUAUAAAUUAUAUCACAGCUACAAAUAAUACUUACAUCUAAACUAAUGUCAAAAAUACUAUUCUUUUCUUAUCCCAUCUAGUAAAUGUUUAUUUAAUAAUUGAGGUACAUGCUAGAUUAGGCUUGCUUUAUUUUCUUUAGUGUUUUUCUAUGUAGCUCCCGUACUAUGCGUAUGAAUAUGCGUCACAAUUAUAAGCUCAUAAUGGUCUCACUUUCAAGGUCGCACACUAGAAACGGGCGUAGAAACUAGAGCAGUUUUCUAUACACCUAACAAAGGCCGGAGAUCUAGUUUUAAGGAUUUAAAGUCUAACAAAAGGAUACAGGGCGCACGUAGGUACGACCGUAUUGAAUAAGCAAUGGAUUCGUGGGAAAACGAUGAAGCUAUACAACGAUUCAGGGAAUAUUUGAGAAUACCUAGUGUACACCCGGAUGUGAACUACGAUGAGUGUGUGGAAUUUCUUAAGCGGCAAGCCAACGAGCUCCAGCUGCCUGUGGUGGUCCACGAAAUAAUGCCGGGGAAGCCCGUCGUGGUCAUCACCUGGAAGGGCAUGGAGCCACAGCUCCCGGCCAUACUACUUAACUCGCAUAUGGACGUCGUGCCUGUUUAUAAGGAAUUCUGGACUCAUCCGCCCUUCGAAGCUAAAAUAUCUGAAGAUGGCUACAUUUACGCUCGCGGCACUCAGGAUAUGAAGAGUGUCGGAAUGUUCCAUUUGGAGGCCGUGCGAAGACUGAAGGCGGCUGGUGUCAGGUUGAAGAGGACUGUCCAUGUGUCCUUUGUUCCUGAUGAAGAGAUUGGUGGAGAGCAUGGGAUGAAAGUGUUUGCUCAGUCUGAGCAGUUCAGAGCCUUAAACGUGGGUUUUGGACUCGACGAAAGCUGUCCUACUACAAGCACGAAGGUCAUUAGGGCUUUCAAUGGAGAAAAAACCAACCGACAGUCAAAAGUGACUUGCAGAGGAAAUCCCGGGCAUGGUUCUUUGCUUUUGCCUAACACAGCAGGGGAAAAGCUUCAUUACAUUUUGGACAAAUUUAUGAAAUGCAGGGCAGGAGAAAUGGAAAAACAAGCCCAAGGCGCGUACGUUGGCGACUUAGUCACCAUCAAUUUAACACAAAUCGAGGGCGGCGUUCAAGUCAACGUGGUACCAGACAGCCUUACUGUCUAUUUUGACAUCAGGAUACCGCCCACACUUGAUCACGACGCUUUUGAUGACAUGAUCAGGAAAUGGUGUACUGAAGCAGGUGAAGAUGUGACUUUCGAGUACAUUAGGCAUAAUGCCCCAGUCAAGAUCACAAAAAUCGACGAGAGCAAUCAGUUUUGGACAGCUCUUCUUUGUGCAGUUAAAGAAAUGGGCUACGACGUCCUCUGCAACGUAUGCCCCGGCACUACGGACGCGCGCUUCGUGCGCCAGCAGGGCAUACCCGUCAUCAACUUCUCGCCAAUACUUAACUCGCCCGUUCUGCUUCAUGCCCAUGAUGAGAGGAUCCAUGUUGAUGUGUUCCGACAAGGGAUUGAUAUUAUGGAAAAGGUGUUAGAAGCUGUUGCUAACAUUUAGGCACAAUUACCUAAUAUGUAACUAGGUUGACGCGACAUUUGGACUGAAUAUUUUCUAAACUCUCCAUUCGGCGCGAGCACUCGUAAAUAAAUUUGUACAACGAAAGGAUAAUUGUUCUUAAUUGUGAUCAACGAAAAUUAUAAAGUGUUAUUUAUUUUAUCUUUAUUACACAAUACAUGAUAGUACAAAUGGCGGACUUAAUGCCUUAAGGCAUUCUCUACCAGUCAACCAAUGCGCUAAACUGGAAAGAUUAAGUAGAUGAGGAGGUAUUUUAAAGAAAAUUAAAUUGUUACCUUAACAAGAUGAGUAAUUAGCUAUACUGAUAAACGUACAUAUAAUAUACUUAUACAAAUAAAAACACAAACAAAUAUAUUAUUUUGCUCUAGAA
This is a messenger RNA of Cydia pomonella (codling moth), 4967 nucleotides long. Its product is annotated as aminoacylase-1-like. The coding region runs from base 3386 to 4579 and encodes 397 amino acids. NCBI's taxonomy places the organism in Eukaryota, Metazoa, Arthropoda, Insecta, Lepidoptera, Tortricidae. Gene Ontology annotation, biological process: amino acid metabolic process. The record is from RefSeq and is a predicted model, not a curated record. Gene Ontology annotation, cellular component: cytoplasm. Gene Ontology annotation, molecular function: aminoacylase activity. The transcript is spliced from 10 exons.